Eucalyptus grandis is the source of this 1602-nucleotide messenger RNA. Its product is annotated as receptor-like protein 33. Gene Ontology annotation, molecular function: protein binding. The transcript is spliced from 2 exons. Bases 1 to 1602 code for a protein of 533 amino acids. Lineage: Eukaryota; Viridiplantae; Streptophyta; Magnoliopsida; Myrtales; Myrtaceae. The record is from RefSeq and is a predicted model, not a curated record.
AUGUUGAAUCUGGUGACGGUUGAUCUAUCCAACAACAGAUUCGAAGGUCCUCUUCAAGUUCCACCACCCAUCACUCAAUUCUAUUUUAGUGCAAACAACAAGAUUGGUGGAAAGGUUUCCCCUUUGAUAUGCAAUGCCACUGAGCUCAAAGUCCUCGACUUGUCCAAUAAUAGUUUGAUGGGCACCUUGCCAGAGUGCUUAAUGAGCUUUAGCAAAAAUCUCUCGGUCCUCAACCUUCGCAUGAACAUGAUUCACGGUGUGAUCCCUAGAAAAUUUGCUGAGGAUAACAAACUAAGGACCAUUGACCUCAGUCGGAAUCAAUUUGAAGGGACAUUGCCACGGUCCUUAUUACAUUGUGAAAAUUUGGAAGUUUUGGAUCUCGGCAACAAUAAAAUGAAGGAUACAUUCCCUGAUUGGUUAGGAACCCUUCCCAAGCUACAGGUUCUUGUUUUGAGGUCCAACAUGUUCCAUGGUUUCGUGAGUAGUCCUAGAGAAGCUCGCUCAUUUUUUGAAUUGCGCAUCUUCGACCUGUCCAACAACAAUUUGAGUGGUCCUUUACCCGUUAGUUAUAUUAUGAAGCUUACUGCCAUGAUCUAUCAAGAUAAAAGACAGGGCAAGCCGCAUUAUAUAGGAGAUGGUAAUUAUCAAGAUUUAGUCAUGGUGACCAUGAAAGGACUGGAGAUACGGUUGGUGAAAAUUUUAACUGUUUUCACGAGUAUCGACUUAUCGAGCAACCAUUUUGGUGGGGAGCUUCUCGUGUAUAUUGGAAACCUAAAGUCACUCAAAGGGCUAAACUUUUCCCACAACAAUCUCACGGGCUAUAUCCCUCUGUCUACUGGCAAUUUGAAUGAACUCGAAUGGCUAGACCUAUCUUCAAACAAGUUCAUUGGAAGCAUUCCUCUAGAACUAGCGGAUUUGAUGUCUCUUGCAUUCUUGAACCUCUCAAAGAAUCAGAUCAUCGGACCUAUUCCUCGAGGAAGGCAAUUCAACACAUUCAAGAGCGACUCGUUUGCCAUGAAUCCUAGACUAUGCGGAUUUCCAUUGUCGGAGACAUGCACAAACAAUCCACGAGAAAUUCCACCUGUAACCAUUAUUCGAGAAAAUGAUACAGGGCAUGGAGGCUGGUUUGAGUGGAGAGCCAUAUUGAUGGGUUAUGAGUGUGGAACCAGGAGGGGCGACAGAGCUGGAGCGCGGAUCGCGGACCGUAGGUCGUCGGGUCGCGGGCUUCGAACGGUGGGGCACUGCAAGGACGGCAGGAGGCCUCGGGCAGCUGGUGCGGCGGCGUCGAGCUCGCGGGUCGCCCGGGGCAAGGCAGAGGCGUCGGGCUCUGGUGGUGCAGCAGUAGGGAUGCGCGGCGCUCCGGCGGAGGGGAGCCGGAGCACCGCAGCAGUGAGCGCAGAGCUGCUGUGGAAUCGUCGCACGGAGGAGGAGGCGUUGGAGCAGCGACGGCAGGGCGCGGCGCUGGCUACAGGCGCCGGGUGGAGGCCAGCGAUGGGUGUUGUGGGUGUCGAGCGCUGGGCCCACCAGCAGGUGGACUGCGCAGACGUCGGGCGCCUGGCAGAGGGAAGCAGCUACGGCGGCGUUGGGUCGCGGCAGGGAUAG